CGUGCGCGUCAUGACGUAGAGAAUGUGAGUGGCUGGAGCCGCCGAUUGCUUUGGAAAAGUGGUGCUUUGCCUUUGAAGACAAUCCACUAAGCCCCACUACGCAAUGUAAUCGACUGAAAUGUGUCAGAUGUUUUUGGACAAGAAUCCGUUCAAUCUCGCUACUACUUCGAGUCGUUUGGGUGCACGUUGAAACGUCGAGGCCUGCUUUGUUAGCCUAGCCUAGUUUAGCAGCUAACAAAAGAGAACAAACAACGCGCCAGGGAUAAACACGUCGCCGAGCAAGCAAACGUCAAGUCCCAAAAUGUCAGAUGUCAGUCAAGCGCAUCGUCCUGAAAGCCAGGAGUCUCCUCGCAUGGAGGAAGAGUCGCCAUACAUCAAGAAGGUGGAGGAAGAGUUCGUCCACAUUAAAGAGGAGCAGGAGGAGUAUUUCAUUAGAGUGGAGAACCCCCACAUUGAGGAGCAGCAGCAACAUCAUCCCCUCAAAAAGGAGGAGGAGGACCCUCCAUAUGUUAAAGUGGAGGUGGUGGACAUCCUCAGGUGGACUGAUGAGCCCUUGAAGGGUGAAGAUGGCAGUGUGAGUGAGGCCAGCAGAGGGUCGAAGCCUCAGAAUGGCAGCAACAGCAGUUCAAAAGAAGGAUCCCAAGGAGACAACCUCAUCGCUCGACCAUCAGAGAGUGACGAUUUCACAUCAAACUCCCUGUUCUGUUUCAGCAAAUAUCUUGGUCCUGACGCUGAACAGCUAAAGAGAGAAGUACAACUUCCAAUCAAAAAGGAGGAGGUAGAACUGCCAUACGUGAAAGAUGAGGACGAUAUCACCAUGUCGACUGCUGAGUCCUUGAAUAGCGAGGAUGGUCCGAGUGAGGCCAGCAGAGGGACGGAGCCUCCAAGCAGCAGCUCAACGGAAGGAUCGCAAGCACACAUUUUCAUCGCACCAACAGAUAGAAAUGUUGCCACGUCACACUCACCUUACAAAGAUGGAGGUCAGAAGAAAUCUCACCGUGACAACCAACGCUGCAAAUGCUCUAAGUGUUGGAAAACCUUUGUUCAUAACUAUAGUUUUCGUAUGCAUAUGAGGAGCCACACUGGCGAAAAACCUUUUUCCUGUUCAGUUUGUGGUCAAGGAUUCAAUAGAAAGCAACACUUAAAAAUACACACAAGAACACACACUGGCGAAAAACCUUUUUCCUGCUCAGUUUGUGGUCAAGGAUUCAAUAGAAAGGAACACUUAAAAAUACACACAAGAACACACACUGGCGAAAAACCUUUUUCCUGCUCAGUUUGUGGUCAAGGAUUCAAUAGAAAGGAACACUUAAAAAUACACACAAGAACCCACACUGGUGAAAAACCUUUUUCCUGCUCAGUUUGUGGUCAAGGAUUCAAUAGAAAGGAACACUUAAAAAUACACACAAAAACCCACACUGGUGAAAAACCUUUUUCCUGCUCAGUCUGUGGUCGAAAAUUCAUUCAGAAGACGAACUUAGACAGUCACAUGAGAACCCACACUGGUGAAAAACCUUUUUCCUGCUCAGUUUGUGGUCGAGGAUUCCGUCAUAAGAGUGCCUUAAAUGAACACAUGAGAACCCACACUGGUGAAAAACCUUUUUCCUGCUCAGUUUGUGGUCAAGGAUUCAGUUGUAAGAGUGCCUUAAAAGUACACACAAGAACCCACACAGGCGAAAAACCUUUUUCCUGCUCAGUUUGUGGUCAAGGAUUCAGUCAUAAGAGUUCCUUAAAAUCACACGCAAGAACCCACACUGGCGAAAAACCUUUUUCCUGCUCAGUUUGUGGUCAAAGAUUCAAUAGUAAGCAAAGCUUAAAAAUACACACAAGAACCCACACUGGUGAAAAACCUUUUUCCUGCUCAGUUUGUGGUCAAGGAUUCAAUCAAAUUCAACAGUUAAAAGUUCACACAAGAACCCACACUGGUGAAAAACCUUUUUCCUGCGCAGUUUGUGGUCAAAGAUUCAAUAAGAAGCAUAGCUUAAAAAUACACACAAGAACCCACACUGGUGAAAAACCAUUUUCCUGCUCAGUUUGUGGUCAAGGAUUCAGUUGUAAGAAUACCUUAAAAGUACACACAAGAACCCACACUGGUGAAAAACCUUUUUCCUGCUCAGUUUGUGUUCAAAGAUUCAAUAGUAUGCAAAGCUUAAGAGUCCACACAAGAACCCACACUGGUGAAAAACCUUUUUCCUGCGCAGUUUGUGGUCAAAGAUUCGCUCACAAGGAUUGCAUUAGGAGACACGUGUGCAUUGGGUAAGAAGCAGUGGCCAAUGACAUCCACGCUGCCUUCAUCAGAUUGUGCACACAGGUCAAUUGUAGUCUGUAAAGUUUCCUCAAAUCCUGUUGCAGUAAUGGUACACUAUUGCCAAAAGUUCUGGCUCACCUAAUUAAUUCUCAAGUUGAGUGGCAUUAUUUAUACAAUACUCACUCUUUCAAACUACACGUUUCACAGCUAAUAUUUGAAAAAGUAGACAAAAAAUUACAAAAAAUCUAAAUCAUUCAUCAAUAAUAUAAUUACAUAAAUAUGUAAUGUAUGUAUUGUAAUGUAGUCAAAUAUAUUAAAAAAUAUGAUUGGCUCUAGAGCUGGGCGGUAAACCGAAAAUUUACCGUCACCGAAAUUCUUAACGAUGACCGACGUAAUUUUGACCAUGUCGGUAAAUUCGGUAAAUUAAUAAAACAAGAAAAUAGUCUUUUCAUCCCGCUUUGACUCUGUGUUGUUCGCCUAUGUUCAUUCCCCUUUAAGAAAGCAGUGAAUGUACUCACGUAGGGAGUCACGUGAUCAUCAGGGAGCCAAUCAAACAGAAGCCCGGCAAGCUAACGCUAGCAGCUAAUGCUACAAGCAAAACGUGAUGGAGUGUGGCUUAAGGGAGGUUCGCCAAACUUUCACCCGACAUUUAAUAGACUCUUGGUGGCAUCCAGACGGGCUUUCACCGGUUGUACUCCCUUGUUCUCACGAUUUCCGGAGAUGGUGCUUUAAUUGCUUUCUACUGGUAGCCAGGCCACAGGCUAACGCUAGCGCCUAACGCUAGCGGCCGCUAGCGGCUAACGCUACAAAUGAACGUGAUGGAGUCGGAUAGCGGCUCUAACCUUGUCAAAACGGCUGAACUUAAUCAGUGGAUUGUGCACGGACUGCAUCUAGCAAUUACUAUGUCGCGUUAUUUUGUAUCUGACUGUGUGUGAUUUCUCUGAUAGCUUUUGUGAUGGUAAAGCAUUCAGCAUUAAGCACAAUCCAACGGUGAAACUUGUAAUAUGACCGAGAAAUGGCCCCAGCUAUUUUUCUGUAUGUGCUUAAUUCUGUGUCAUUAUUGCUAUCAUAAAAUCUUAAGUGUUUCAUUUGCAGAAGAUCAAUAUAGCUUUAAUGUGUGUCUGUCUGUCUGUUUGGGGGUUCAUGUA
Molecule: messenger RNA, 3396 nt
Organism: Corythoichthys intestinalis (scribbled pipefish)
Lineage: Eukaryota; Metazoa; Chordata; Actinopteri; Syngnathiformes; Syngnathidae
Product: gastrula zinc finger protein XlCGF57.1-like
Exons: 3
Coding region: 302-2260 (652 amino acids)
Biological process (GO): regulation of transcription by RNA polymerase II
Molecular function (GO): DNA-binding transcription factor activity, RNA polymerase II-specific; RNA polymerase II cis-regulatory region sequence-specific DNA binding
Source: RefSeq, a predicted model, not a curated record